UAGGAUAAUGGGCAGAACUAAACGCGUUCGACGAAAGAGGAAGUAUCUGGAUAAUGGAUCUAGUUUGGACGAUGAUUCAAAUAUCAUUGAUUUACGCAAAUGGAUGAAGAAAAAGGGUUGGAGGAACGAAACUCGAUUAAAAUUGAAAGAGUUUAAAUAUACAGGAAGGGGAGUCCAUUCACGGGUUUCAUUCCAGCCAGAAGAUUCCCUAAUAGAAAUUCCGUACGAUCUAAUGAUAACAUCAACAGUUCUAGAUCGUUCGGAAUUGCAACAAUUUUUAACAAAUAAAUUAAAACUACAAGAAUUAUUAGCACUAUUCUUGGUUUACGAGAGACACAAAGGUGCUGCAUCCACUUGGAAAUUUUACGUAGACUCGCUUCCGAUGAAGAAUCCGGAAGUACCAUGGUUGGAAUCGGAGGAGGCUUUCGGUGAGUUGCCCGAUGACGUGAUGACAACGGCGAAGGAUAAAAAAUGGGCUUUGGAAAGGAGUUGGGAGAGUGUCCGGAGAUCGAUAAAGUUUCAGCAGUGUCCUCACUGCAAGGAAAUGUUGGAUUGCGUGUUCGACGCUGAUUCAUUUGCAUGGGGCUACGUUAUGGUCAAUACUAGGGCCGUCUACGUAGACCCCGACAUAGUUUCAAGUCUGGCUGAUAUUAAUUCGCUGGUAUCAGAUGACCCGAACAUGGCGCUGUGCCCUUUCCUGGACAUGUUUAAUCACUCACCUGAGGCCCAUACCAGAGCGGAGCUUCGCUUCAGCGACGGCAAUCUUAUCUAUAGAUUAACAACUCUUCGGGGCUUCCAGAAAUAUCAGCAGAUAUUUAUUUCGUACGGCGCUCACGACAAUAACAAACUGUUUUGCGAGUACGGAUUUUUCCUACCAGAUAAUCGAUUUGAUAAAAUUGCAAUUACGUUCGGAUGUGUAAUGGAUCAGAUAAAAAUGCGCACGAUGCAAAUCAAUGAGAGGCAGUUCAGGUAUAUCAAGGAUAAGGCUUUGUGCGAUGAUCUGAGCGUUUCGUUAUGCGGUCUCUCCUUCAAUUUAUCCGCUUUGCUUUACGUUGUCUUCCACACCGAUGUCAGAGACUGGAGUUCGAACAUAUUUACUGCCACUUACUCGGAAUCGGAUGUGAAUAAUUUUGUGAAAUUUGUUUUGGAGCUAUUGGAAAUGAAAUGUAAACGGACAAAGACUUUUGGAGUGUUCGGGGAUUUUUUGACUAAUAGAUGGAAUUUCGUAGUGAGAGUUCUGGACUUUUUAAAGCAAUCGUCAGUUUAAUAAAUAUUUUAUUGCCCAAUG
Nicrophorus vespilloides is the source of this 1288-nucleotide messenger RNA. Its product is annotated as SET domain-containing protein 4. The transcript has a single exon. Lineage: Eukaryota; Metazoa; Arthropoda; Insecta; Coleoptera; Silphidae. The record is from RefSeq and is a predicted model, not a curated record. Gene Ontology annotation, biological process: positive regulation of transcription by RNA polymerase II; peptidyl-lysine dimethylation; peptidyl-lysine trimethylation. Gene Ontology annotation, molecular function: histone H3K36 methyltransferase activity; histone H3K4 methyltransferase activity; transcription coactivator activity. The coding region runs from base 8 to 1267 and encodes 419 amino acids.